AACUCCCUUCCCUCGUUACCCUUGCUCUGCCCACCUCUAUCCCCCCAGCUCUUCCGAAGCCUCUCUCUGAAGCGGUCCUUGUAUUCAUGCCCAAACCUGAGUACAGGGCUCGGCUCUUCAGGGGUUUGACAAACCAUGCAUCCUAACCCUCCUCUGCCCCGCUAGCCUAAGAUUCCUUUCCUUUCCUUGCUGUCGCGUUUUCUGCCCGAUUGUUCGCUCGCUCGGAUCCUUUUCCCUCGCCUUGCUGGAUUCGUCGUCACUUCACCUGCGCUCUCGCCUCGCCUCGCCACCUCGCCUUCAACUCGUGUAGCAUGAUGGUAGCUCCUCGCGUGAACUGUCUGGCGCUACGCAUUAGCACCCUGGCUGCGCCAGGCGGUCGUUCUUUACUGUCACGGCCGGUAUUGUCACGGCUCGUGUCAUCCGCGUGUCGGUGGAUUCACGCUGCUGAGUCCUCUAGAAUAAAGGCACGGAAUCUGCUAGAAAAGAGAGCAGCCUGCUCGUUGCGGCAACGGGGCUCCCAAGUUACUUUGCUGAAAUAGCUCAUUUCGGAAUCUAACCACCUCGACCAGAGUCACAAUCCUGAUGAUAGUAAGGGUUCUGAAUCUCUAGAGUCUAUAAGGACUGGCAACCCCAUCAUUGGCCAGCCUUAUUUUUAGACUUGUCAGAACUAUUCUCUUCUCAGUGUGAGAAUUCUCCUCGGCUUUGCUGCCAGUGAAGCAGCGUCUCGUGGAAACUCUCGUGGAAACUGACAGCGUUAUAUCCAUCCGGCCUGACUAAGGCUGCUUCUGGGGAAACGCCAGUGCGGGAAAUUGCACUGACUGACUCAGAGCGAAUUGCACUGAACUCGGGAGUUCGUGACUACUACUUCCACGAAUCAGUCGCCGGCGGUCGUGAUGCGUGCGCUGCAGCAGACCAUGCAAGGACGGCACAUGAUAGUGCAAGGCCGGCGGAAUGGGCGUCAACGCCCCUUGUGCCUUCUCCUUCACUUGCUUCUGAUUGCUGCAUGGUCUGCUGCAGUAGCAUCAGCAGCAGUGGCGGCAGCAGGAGCAGGCUCCCACAAAGAGGAGGCUGCUGAAACCAGUGCAUCUGGUGCGCCUGGUGGGUCUGGUGCGUCUGUCCAGGCGUCUGCUAGCCCUGCAUCAGGAGCCGCCGUUUCCAAGGGUUCAUCACUUAAAUCACCUGACAUCGCACUGUUCAACAAAUCGGCCAGGCUUUCUGGUUCUAGUAUAAGGGAUCAUCAUACCGGCGCAGGACAUUUCUCUAUUACUAAAGGAAAUCAUCAUACCGGCGCAGGGAAGUUGAAGCAACGGCCACGCAGGCUCCCAUGGGGAUUGGCGAGCCAGAUAGGUUCCCUCAGGAAAUGGCCACGUGGAUCCAGUCAAUGUACGUGCUCCACGUCAUCAUCACAACCGUUGCUGCGAUGGCUGCGUCCGCAUAAGACAAGGAGAGGCGAGGAGGGCUGUGGGAAGGGACGGAGGGGCAAGGGGAAGAGGAGCAAGGGGAAGAGGAGCAAGGGGAAGAGGAGCAAGGUGAAGAGGAGCAAGGGGAAGAGGAGCAAGGGGAAGAGGAGCAAGGGAAAGAGAAGCAGAUCGAAGAGAGGCAAGGUAGUGACUGGCUUAUUGAAGGCGAAGAAGCGUCUGUGCACCGCGGUGGGAUGUGCAAAUGAUGAAAGUCGGAGGAGGGAGGAGAGUAGGGGAAGGCGUGUGAGUAGGGCGUCAGGCAGACCCAAAUCUCCAGCGGAAACUCCACUGAAGCCACCUGCUCAAAUGACGCCUGGCCAGAAACCACCUGCUCCAAGAACGCCUGGUCAGAAACCACCUCCUUCAAAAACACCUGGACAAAAACCACCUGCUCCAAUGAUGCCUGGUCAGAAGCCACCUGCUUCAAAAGCACCUGGACAGAAAGCACCUGCUCCAGUAACACCUGGAUCAAGAUCACCUGCGAGUCCAGGUUCAUCUGGAGCACCAGCUGGCCGCCACGUCAGCAUGAAAUCGCAGCAAGGCUCACUGCAAACACCAGCAUCAGGCGACUCAUCUAUGGAACCAUCAGGCAAGCCUGUGAUCAACGCCACAUACAAGGCUGUAGCGCCGUCCCCGGCUGUAGCGCCAUCUCCUGCUGUAGCGCCAUCUCCUGCUGUAGCGCCAUCUCCUGCUGUAGCGCCAUCUCCUGCUGUAGCGCCAGCUAGUGGCGGUGUUGCUGAUUCCCCUAAUUCUUCCAGUGCGUUUGGUGCAGCUGGUGCUGCUGGCUCUGCUGGUUUCCCCAGCACAGCAGCAGCAUCUCCCUCUCCUCCCCCGGCUGCAGCGCAGCAGCCCAAGCCGAAGUACUUCUACGAGAUGGGCAAGAUCCGGGUGUCAGGCAUCCACACUGCUCUGACUCACUAUAAGACGAUCCUUUAUAUAGAUCGCACGGACGUCAGCAACACUUAUGCCAAGCUGCCAAACGGAAGAACGGCAUAUGCGGAGGAGUACAGCUUCGAAUCGAGGUCCCUCAGGGCUCUUGACGUCAAGUCCAAUGUCUUCUGCUCUGCAGGUGCCAUCGACCAAUACGGUCGGCUCAUCAGCAUCGGCGGCACGUCAGACGCCAACGCCACCAACCUGGCCGACCCUCUCCUCGACGGGGCUGCCUCCAUCCGCUCCUUCACUCCCUGCCCCCCUGCUGCUGCUGCUGCUGCUGCCAAUACUGCUGCCAAAAACAGCAGCAGCAGCAACAAUAGCUGCGAUUUCUCCCUGGUAGGGAAGAUGACCUCCAAGCGCUGGUACCCCACGGCUCAGCUGCUUCCAGACGGGCGGAUAUUCGUCAUUGGAGGCGCCAACGUCUUUGGCAAUGUGGCUAUCAAUUCCUUUCGAGACAACAACCCCACCUACGAAUUUUGGCCGAGGAAGGAAGCAGAAGGCAACUACAAGCUGCGCUUUCUGGAAGAAACUCUGCCCUACAACCUCUACCCAUUUGUGCACCUGCUGCCUUCUGGACACCUGUUCAUAUUUGCGGGGCAGCAGGCAAUUCUCCUCAACUACACCACAAACUCAGUUUAUCGCACGCUUCCCCCUCUGGACGUCUCUCGCUUCGGCCCAACCAACGCCAACAUCUUCCGUUCCUACCCCGUCACUGGCUCGUCCGCCAUGCUACAGCUCUCCUCAGCCGACGGCUACACUCCCAGGAUCCUCAUCUGCGGGGGCAGCAGCAGCAAGGCGGACCUGGCUAAUCGGGACAACCGGACGGGGGCGUGUCUUGGGUGUGCUGCCCCUGCCACUGCCACGUGUGGGCUCAUCGCCCCCAUGGAUCGGAACCCCAAGUGGACCUAUGAAAUAAUGCCUGUUGCUCGUGUCAUGCCAGAUGCUGUGCUCCUAUUGGACGGCACCGUCCUGAUCUGCAACGGAGGCAGGAGGGGCUUUCAGGGGCUCAAGCAGACGUAUGCUGGUGGGGACGUGAGGAGUCCUGUCAUCUACAGCCCCAACAGCCGUGCUGGAUCACGGUUCUGGCAGGUACCGGAGUCCAGCCGUUAUGCCCGCAUGUACCACUCCUCCGCCCUGUUGCUCUGGGACGGCUCCGUGCUAAUUUCCGGGUCUAAUCCCAACGACCGCCUCACCACGAGGGGAACUUACCCUACUCAAUUUGCUGUUGACCGGUUUGCCCCGCCGUAUCUGCAGUGGGGGGUGCCGAGAAACAUCCUGUGGAGGCUGCCCUCCACAAUUGCCUUGAACUCCCUCUUCUCCGUCCGACUCAACACAACUGUGGUCUCUCCCCCGUCGCUCUCUCGCCUUAUCGACCGCUUCCGAGCCGUGCUCGUCCAUCCGGGUUUUUCCACGCACAGCCAACGGAUGGGUAUGCGUAACGUGCUGCUCGAAAUAUCCGCAAUAUGGAUUUCGCCGGAUAAUCAAACUGUUACGGCAUCUAUAAGAGCGCCACCUAAUGGCAGCAUUGCCCCGCCUAGCAUUUACUGGUUGCAUAUAUUGGAUCAAGGUGGCUAUCGCAAUGCUGAUGGUGCAUGGGUGCCUGGAAAGUGGGUGCCGAGUUUAGAAGGUCAACCUAUCAGGCUAACAUAGAUAAUUUUAGGGUUACAGGAACAAUUUAACGAAGCAUCUGAUAUAUUAUCUCCAAAACUAAAUGCAUGUCUAUGUG
Messenger RNA from Closterium sp. NIES-67, 4119 nucleotides. The record is from the annotation of a GenBank genome assembly. NCBI's taxonomy places the organism in Eukaryota, Viridiplantae, Streptophyta, Zygnematophyceae, Desmidiales, Closteriaceae.